Polistes canadensis is the source of this 904-nucleotide messenger RNA. RefSeq names its product PEST proteolytic signal-containing nuclear protein-like. Gene Ontology annotation, biological process: proteasome-mediated ubiquitin-dependent protein catabolic process; protein ubiquitination. Lineage: Eukaryota; Metazoa; Arthropoda; Insecta; Hymenoptera; Vespidae. The coding region runs from base 89 to 574 and encodes 161 amino acids. The record is from RefSeq and is a predicted model, not a curated record. The transcript is spliced from 3 exons. Gene Ontology annotation, cellular component: nucleus.
UUAUCUAUAUAGUGAAGUAACUGCAGUAACGAUUUUUAGGUUACUUUGGAUCAAUCGUUCUUGUUCCGGAAACAAGGAAAGCUUAAAAAUGUCUAAGAGGAAUCCUGGGGACGAAUACAGAAAAGGGUCAAGUGUCUACAGAGCAGAGGACACCCAUGGGGACAGCAGAGUGGUAAGGGAUCGUUCACCACUAAGAUCAGAUGACCACUGUGAAUCUGCCAACUUUAGCCAAGGUGAUGUCAAGAAACAGAAACUUGCAUUUGGGUUUGGGAAAAGGCAAACUGGUGCUGACCAAAAGAAGGGAAUUCAAAUCAAACUAGGUUCUGCUGCUAACUCUAGUACAAAAACCACUGUAGUACAGCGACCCACAGUAGCAUCAGUAUUUAAUGCAGACGAAGAUGAUGAACCGGAAGAAAUGCCUGCAGAAGCAAGGAUGAGAAUGCGAAAUAUUGGACGAGAAACACCUACCUCUGCAGGACCAAAUUCAUUCGGGAAAACAAAACAAGGCUUUUGUGAUUCCAAAAAGAUAUUUGAAAAAACGCUUAAAAAAGCGAUGGAAGAAGCUAAUAAAUGAUUUCUUAUUUAAUUUACGUUUGAGCUGUUGUUAAUUGUACAUUAAUUUAAUCUAUUUGAAUUACUAAACUUAUAUUAGAUCUUCGAUAUCAAGUUUUACUAUUUCAUUAUCUAGGAAGUAUCAAUUUUUUAAAUAUAAAUUACUAUAUAAAUUACUAUAUAAAUUAAUAACGGGAUGAGACACUUAAGGCUUCAUUUGCUUCUUCACAUCACAAAGAUUAAUGCUAUGAUUUUUAUAAAUUAAUAGUAAUUUUACUUAUUGACUUUAAUGAUCUGUUUCUUAUCAACAUAAAAAUAUUCUUGAAAAAGCAAUAAAGUGUAUAUUUAUUCU